Closterium sp. NIES-67 is the source of this 2551-nucleotide messenger RNA. Lineage: Eukaryota; Viridiplantae; Streptophyta; Zygnematophyceae; Desmidiales; Closteriaceae. The record is from the annotation of a GenBank genome assembly.
GUUAGUGCUGUACUGUAUUCGAGCCAGCCAAUCACGGGCUUUCAAGUUCGCCAGCUAAGCGUUAGUUAAAGUCAAGCUGACUCUAAUCCGACGCCUCGAAGGCUGUCUUCAGCAGUCACGACUCGUGUGACGGGCGCUGUUAGCCCGGGGUUCACGGAACGCAAAUUCGACUCACGAAUCACGAUCGGUCACAGAUACUAGACGAAUAGUAGUUCUAAUCAGGUAUUUUGUGUAAUUGCGGUUUUGAGUUCCGAAUGGUCGCAAUGCUUCCUGAAGAUUCCGGAUUUGUUAGACGAUCCGUAGAAUCCGGAUCUUCAACCGGAAUGUCGACGACAAUCCGGACGUGCACCCUAGUACCGUGUGCCGCCCUGGUUGCGACGAAGCUGAUUUGCCGCUGGCGGGUUCCCCGCAGGUAUUUCCCCGCUGGCAGGAGGACCACGCUGACGCCCGGUUCCUGGCGAACUGACUGGACGUCCCUGACCUACGACGACCCUGACGUUCAUAAACUUUUCUCCCAACUUCAACCCACUCGUACCAGCUCAGACUUGGCCGAAUUUGGAGAGGAGCAUAAUCUCCCACCCUCACUUCGCCUUCUGCUAUGCCUGCCUACUAGAAAUAGUGCUUUGGUCUUUGGCAGCUCAGGUUGCAUCUGUUCUGCAGUCUGCCGUGGCUACUUUCCCAAACCAGGCCAGAGGUUAUAGCUAGUGUGUCUUGAGUCACCAUAGAUCGCCCAGCGACAGAGCAGUACUAAUCCCGCAACAGUAGUAGUGAUGGCGAAUCCCGCUAUCACGGUGGGAAACAGGACGUGUCCUCUAGUUGGCUUCCGCAGGAAACAGUUCGUCCCAGGGACGAUUUCUUCUGGGACAGGCUUGGGAUCUCGGCUUUUGGUUAUGAUGCCGGCCCGAGGUAGCCCCUGGGUAUCAUCGCUCUGGCACAUUGCGAAAGGAGCAUUCGCGGUUACCGCUUUCGCGCUCAUUACGUUCGCGCUGCUGAUGGUCUGGGUGUACAAAUUCUCGUCCGGCACGGGUCCCGAUGUUGCAGCAUUCCGCGAUUCGUUCGACUCGUGCGUCGGAGUGGGUCUCUUGUACAAGGGGAUGCACGCGAUGCCAUUUUUCCGCGGUAUUGGCUGCUCCGGUCUGGUGAAUGCAGCCGCGGUGCGCGGUAAAGCGGGCUUCGACAAGGGAAACGAGACUCGUUUCCGCAGCAUGACCAUUGGAGGUGACAGCAGCAGCAGCAGCGGCGGCGGCGGCGGCGGCGGCGGCGGCGGUGGCAGCAGCAGCAGCGAAUCGCAUGCUGCAGGAGGGUUGAAUCUGGGAGGGAAGAGCCGGAGAUUGCUGAAUUCAGGAGUGGCGAAUCCAGGGCGAGACGGUUGCCGGGUCGCGUAUGACUCCAGCGUGGAUCCUCGCGAUAUAAAGCCCACUUCGGCAUUCACCCACUCUGGCUGCCAAAUCGAAUGGAUCACUUUCUCCACUCGGUGCGGAAAAGGCGUUCAGCGCUUAGCUAAUUUCUGCAACCUGGUGGGAGUUCCAUUAGCAGUGCUCGGUUUGAACGAGACCUGGAAAGGACUAGGCGGCCGCGUGAGGUACUAUCGGGAGUAUCUAAGGACUCUACCGGGCGACCGGAUUGUGAUUGUAACGGAUGCUGAUGACGUCUUGCUCCUGCCCAAUCGCGAGCUAUGUGGUCCGGAUCAACUCGUUAAAGCGUUCCUCUCCCUUAACGCACCAGUCGUUUUUGGAGCCGAGAUUUUCGCAUAUCCAACAAGCAAGGUCAUUCCGUUUUACCCGCAGAAGCUCAGGCCUCCAUUUCCGAAUUUGCGCCUUAACGCGGGGACUUAUAUCGGGUACGCAUGGGCUUUAUUGGAGGUGAUAGACGCAACGUACACGGGUGACUGUAUGGAGGAUCAGCGACAGUUCAUUACAGGUUACUUGGCCCAGCCGUUUCUCUUCAGCACCCUCCCACGGACGCCUUACCCUGAAGCGGACUACCCUUCGAUACAGUCACUUCUUUCGCAGCAAACAAGCUCCCGUGCAAACGGAGCAGCAGCCAUUUCUGCUGCCCGAAAAUUCAAGGGUUUCCCGGCCCGUUACAGGACUCCGGCACCUGCUUCGCGCACUCUGAAAUAUCUGUGCACUCUGCCUGGGCGUUUGCAAGACCUUAUUCCAGAGGGAAUUACCCCCGGAAAGCUGGAAGAAGCCAGGCAAGCAGCACCGCCGCCAUUUAUCAAGCUAGACCACUACAAUGCCCUAAUAGAGCUCCUGGGAGGGCGGAAAUUCGAAGAGUUUGAAGUGCAGGGGACCGGCACAAAGAUCAAGGUGCAUUCGCGGGUGACAGGAGCGUACCCGUGUGUCUUCCACCAGUCUGGAAACAAGCUGAAGAGGGGGGUGAUGAAUGAGAUAGUGGAGAAUGGGACUCUGGAUGCCAUUGCAUUCGAAGGGAUGGUAGCAUAACACAGCAUUGCGUGAGUGGUGGUUAAGCACCAACUGAAGCGCAAUGCACGAAGUUUCCUUUUUAAUAUUACUACAUAUUGUGUGAAUAACCUGAAGCUGGGUUG